CAAAGUGUCAUUUGAUGACGUCUCGGUACAUCACUUCACUUCACUUACCUACCUAUCGUUGUGUUUACUACUUCCCGGGUUUUUGUGUCAUCUCCCUUUUUCCUUCAAUUUUUUUAAUAUUGUCUGCGUUGCACAAGCUGUACGACGUACAUGGAUAUACCAUAACGUAUUCAUACACUGUAAAUACAUUAGAUAAGAAGAUUAUUGAUAAUACCGCCUCAUCUAUUAAAUAAAACUUAUAAAGAUAACAACUGCAGUAUAAAGAUUAAUCCGUAACGAGUGUAGUGUGUGAUCAUAAUAAUGUCUGAAUAUGGAAAAUUCGGUCCUCUAAUUGGUGCCAUUGACGAGGGCACCUCAAGUGCGCGAUUCAUUAUUUUCAAAGCUAAUUCUUCAGAAGUUGUAGCAUAUCACCAAAAGGAGCUUGAGCAAAUUUUUCCUCAAGAAGGAUGGGUUGAACAAGAUCCGAACGCAAUUUUAGAGGUGGUUACGACAUGCAUACAGAAAGCAGUUGAGUCUUUGGUGUCAUUAGGAGGAUCAGCUAAGGAUAUAAUUGCUGUUGGUGUAACUAACCAAAGAGAGACAACAAUAGUUUGGGACCGAAGCACAGGCAAACCUUUGCACAAUGCGAUUGUUUGGUUAGACAUGAGAACUUCUUCAACUAUUGACAAGUUAUUGGACACGGUACCCAAUAAAACAAGGAACAAAAAUUAUUUAAAGCCAUUAUGUGGACUUCCUUUGUCACCUUACUUCAGUGCAGUAAAAUUAAGAUGGCUGAGUGACAAUGUGGAUGCUAUAAAGAAUGCUAUGAAGAAAGGUACAUGCUGUUUCGGGACAGUUGAUACUUGGAUCAUCUGGAAUUUGACAGGUGGUCCCAAUGAUGGGAAACACGUCACCGAUGUAACUAAUGCAUCAAGAACUAUGAUGAUGAACAUUGAGAACCUGGACUGGGAUCCAUUGUUGCUAAAGUUUUUUGAAGUUCCUAAAAGUGUGUUACCGGAAAUUAAGUCUAGUUCUGAGGUCUAUGGUUACAUAGCUGAUGGUCCACUGAAAGGUGUACCAAUAGCUGGUUGUCUUGGAGACCAACAGGCCGCCUUAGUUGGCCAAAUGUGCUUGCAAAAGGGCCAGGCAAAGGCUACAUACGGAACUGGUUGCUUUGUACUUUAUAAUACAGGCGAUAUUCGCGUCAAUUCUGGCCGAGGUCUGUUGACUACAGUUGCUUAUCAGUUAGGAAGCAAAAGCCAGCCUCACUAUGCCCUUGAAGGAUCAGUAGCUGUUGCCGGAGCUGCUCUAGGAUGGCUUAGAGAUAAUAUUGGCCUUUUGGAGAGUGCAAAAGAUUCUCAAGGUUUAGCUGAGAAAGCUACAGAGAAUGGUAGUGUUGUAUUUGUACCAGCCUUCAGUGGUUUGUAUGCACCGUAUUGGCGUCAAGAUGCUAGAGGUGUUAUAUGCGGAAUCUCUGAGGAUACAAAUUCCAAUCAUAUUGUAAAGGCUGCCCUCGAAGCUGUCUGUUUUCAAGUGCGGGAUAUACUCGAUGCUAUGAAUGAAGACUGCGGUAUUCCUCUGCAAUUGCUUAAGGUGGAUGGUGGUAUGACUUCUAAUGCUUUAGUCAUGCAAAUGCAAGCUGAUUUAAUUGGAAUCAACGUAAUAAAGGCUGGAUUUACUGAGAGCACCGCUUUAGGGGCUGCGCUCUGUGCCUAUUGGGGAGUGGAGCCUUCUAAGCAAGGCUCUCCCAUACCGAUGACCAGUGGAACAACAUACACCUCUCUUAUAACUGAUGACGAAAGAGAUAUGCGGUACAAACAGUGGAAGAUGGCCGUCGACCGAUCUCUAGGAUGGGAACAAAACUAAGUACCUAAUAAUUAUAUCAAAAUUCUAAUAAUGCCUUACACAUAAAUCAAAGCAAUAACAUUUCAUAUACAACUGUUACAUAUUUAUAAACAUUUUUUUGUUUAAUGUGCAAUACAGAGACUGAUACGUACGAUAUUUUUAAAUUAAACUGUUAUAAUUAAUUGGAUACAAUAAUAGACAAUAGUAGAGUCAGUACAAAUACCCUGUUAGGUACAUGUUUAGGUAGCAUUAUCUUUGUUAAAAAA
This is a messenger RNA of Spodoptera exigua (beet armyworm), 2090 nucleotides long. The record is from the annotation of a GenBank genome assembly. Lineage: Eukaryota; Metazoa; Arthropoda; Insecta; Lepidoptera; Noctuidae.